Messenger RNA from Adineta ricciae, 879 nucleotides. NCBI's taxonomy places the organism in Eukaryota, Metazoa, Rotifera, Eurotatoria, Adinetida, Adinetidae. The record is from the annotation of a GenBank genome assembly.
AUGGGUAAUCAUCAUUCAGUCAAACGUGAAUGUUUACACGAAGCCAUUCGACGAAAAGAUGUGAAAAAAAUCAAACAAAUCGUCUAUAAUAGUGACAGUGACUUCAUCAAAAACGAUUUUAAAUCUCUCGAACUUGCAACACUUUACAAUCUUACCGAAGUCGUUGAACUUUUACUCAGUCGUGGUUGCGUACCAAGAGAUAAACGAACAGCACGUGCAUUCGAUCUUGCUGUUUGGAAAUGUCACAAGGACAUAGCGACGAUGUUUUUGAAAGCUGGUAUUGAAUAUCGAGGAAGAAAUCAGUUCAAUGAAACCAUCUUAUUCGUCUCUGCUUGUGGAAAUAAUUCAACUUUAACCGAAAUUCUCAUCGAAGGCGGUUGUGAUCUGAAUGAAUGCACUCGCAGUUGGACAGCGUUGCAUGUCGCUGCAGCCAGAAAUCACGACGAAGUCUUACGAGUACUCGUUAAACAUGGAUGUGAUCUAAAUAUACGCGAUCGAGAUGGUUUCAAUGCCUUGAUGUUGGCGAUAUUGAACGAAAAUUUAAGAAAUAUCAAAUUUCUUGUUCAAUGUGGCUGUUCUAUUAACAUUGAAGAACUCUAUUCGACGCCGUGUCUUGCUAAACAAUUGACGAAAUACCCUGAAAUUGAACGUAUUCUUUGGAAUGAACGUACCCGUGCUAAAAAUCUCAAAGAACUAUGUCGUCUUCGAAUACGUUCAGCCUUAGGUCAACGUUCAUGGAAGAAAACGUCUUUAUUACCACUACCAACUCGUUUGAAAGAUUAUAUCGCAUUGAAAGAACUGUUCUCAUCAUGUGAAGAUCAACAACAAAUGACAUUAAGUCGAUUACCACGCACGAAUCUUCAAGCAAUUCAAUCAUAA